AUGGGCAACUCUCUACUGCGCGAAUUCUUCUCCAACGUCAUCGAGGCUGCCGAAAUCCUUGACAUCGAUAUCAGCAAGGAUAGGGUCCCUUCAAAGGCACAGACAUACCGAAAUGGUUUACGACCCACCGAAAUCGGGGCUCGAGGUCAGAUUCAAGAGUGGCGUAAGAACUACACGGAAGCUGAACCGGGACAUCGCCAUUACUCACACCUUAUUGACCUCCUCCCCGCCAGAGCAAUGUCCCAUCUUCUCAACAAGACUCUUGCAAAUGCAGCUCAGAAGAGUAUCGAGCUUCGACUCGCUGCUGGCGGUGCAUCCACUGGCUGGUCACGCAUGUGGACAGCAGCGCUUUAUGCUCGAUUGCUCAAUGGGGACAAGGCUUAUGACAACAUUCAGACUCUAAUUGGUCGUCACCCCGCCACGAACUUGUUUCAUAAUAUUGAACCUGGUCAGGCGUUCCAGAUUGACAGCAACUUUGGUCUGGUUGCUGCUGUGGCGGAGACACUCCUCCAGAGCCAAGCUGGCAUUGUGCACAUCUUGCCUGCACUAGGCUCCCAGGUGAAGUCUGGCUCAGUUUCUGGACUUGUUGCUCGUGGGGGCUUCCAGGUAUUCAUCGUUUGGAAAGACGGGCUUCUCGUGGAAGCUAAAGUCAAAUCCAGACUAGGAAAUACUCUCAAAGUAAGAGUCGCGGGUGGUUCGAGCUUUGAGAUCGAUGGAAAGGGGGUAGACGAGGUUGAGACCACGUCAGGACAAACAUAUACUAUCACACUGGCUUAA
Molecule: messenger RNA, 777 nt
Organism: Fusarium musae
Lineage: Eukaryota; Fungi; Ascomycota; Sordariomycetes; Hypocreales; Nectriaceae
Exons: 1
Coding region: 1-777 (258 amino acids)
Biological process (GO): carbohydrate metabolic process
Molecular function (GO): alpha-L-fucosidase activity
Source: RefSeq, a predicted model, not a curated record